AUGGUUCAAGAGAGAGGUCGCUCAAAUCCUCGUACGGUAGAUGGGCCCUCGGAGCGUACAGCAUUACUAGCUGCGCCCAGUGGCCACUACUCGCAUCAUGGAGCUACUCAACAAAGGGAGGACGGCGAUGGUGAUGAAAUCGACCCGAAUGAAUUUGACCUCAUUUUGUCCCGAUCAGAGUCGAUUACCACGGGCAUAGGGGUUGAAAUUGAAUCUCAGGAGACAGCAAUGCUAAGAGGUCCCCGGAAAUAUAGUUCAUCGAGAAAACACAAACCCAUCCUGGACCAGACUGGAAAUCCGGGGAAGACAUUGGGUGCGAGCGGAAACGAUAACGAAGCCAUCCUAGGACAGGGAGAAGAAAAUUCAGACACAGAGGCAGACUCCCCUUUUCUGGCAGGAGUUAGCGUAGCAAGGUUUUGGUUUAUCUUCAGUGGAGUUUUGACUACAUACUUCGUGUGUUGCUUCGACUCAACUAUUAUGGUUUCGUCUCAUCCAGUGAUCACAUCGUACUUCCACAGCUCGAACAGCGCCUCUUGGCUCUCUACGGCGUUCUUGUUAACAUCGACCUCUUUCCAGCCGUUGUUCGGAAGACUAAGUGACUCGCUCGGGAGAAAGAUCCCAUACCUGUUCACCAUGAUGGUCUUCGUUGGCGCGACUCUAUGGUGUGCACUGGCGCAAAGUAUGCUGAGUUUCAUUAUGGCUAGAGCGUUAUGCGGACUCGGGGCUGGAGGUGUCAUGUCUCUUGGGUCAAUCAUCACGUCUGACCUCGUACCUAUCCAGAUACGAGGAACCUAUCAAUCAUACAUCAAUAUAGUGUUCGGGAUCGGAUCUGCUUUGGGCGCUGCACUUGGUGGAGCAAUUGCCGAUCAUCUUGGCUGGAGGUGGGAAUUUGGAAUCCAGCUUCCGGGACUACUCACGUGCCUAUCUAUUGCUAUUCUUUCGGUUCCUCACGAUCUUGGUCUGGCUAAAGGUGUGAAACGCAAGACUUUGUGGGAGGCGAUGAAAGUAUUCGACUUUAAGGGGUCGCUUCUUUUGACGACAACUAUCACAUCACUCAUACUUGGACUUAACCUUGGUGGCAAUGUGUACCUAUGGUCUCAUCCUAUUGUGAUCACUGCCCUCGUCUUCUUCCUAAUCGGCUUCCCGUUGUUCAUUUACGUCGAGUCCACAGUGGAGCUACCGAUCAUGCCACUCCGAUAUCUCUAUCACAACCCCCAUGCCGCAUUGAUCUUGAGCAAUAGUAUUGGCGCUGUCGUGGUAAACUCCGUCAUCUUCAACAUUCCUUUAUACUUUCAAGCUGUCCUCCUCGAGUCCGCAACUACCUCAGGUCUACGUCUGAUUGUUUCCACAAUUGCCGCUUCAAUAGUGGGAACGGCAACAGGCUUUUACAUCACCUGGUCCAAGCAACUCAAAAUCCCUUUGGUACUUGGCGUGGUGUUUUUGCUUGGCGGAACCAUCCUCUAUAUCUUUAUGGAUAGACACAUGCCAAAUUGGGCGUUUAUACUCUUUCUCAUCCCUUCAAACAUUGGCCAAGGGUUCAUGUAUCCAGCAACUUUCAUCGCCAUCCUCGCUGUCUCGGAACAGGCCGAACAAGCAGUCGUAACCAGCACACUUGUUUUGUGGCGGUCCAUGGGUUUGGUGCUCGGGGUCGCAAUCAGCAGUCUCGUGCUACAAAAUUCGUUAUAUUAUUAUCUUGAAUUACUCAUAACCGGGCCGGAUAGAGAGCAUGUCAUACAAGCGGUUCGGAAAAGUGUUACAGCGAUAUCAAAACUAGAUCCGAUGUACAAGGAACAGGCUAUUAAUUCCUACGCUGCUGCAUUAAGAUCUACUUUUGCUAUGGCCGCCUUCAUUGCGGUUGUUCCGUUUGUACUUACAGUCAUGGUUAAAGUUCCUAAACUGGGUCAAAGGAAGUAG
Molecule: messenger RNA, 1914 nt
Organism: Glarea lozoyensis ATCC 20868
Lineage: Eukaryota; Fungi; Ascomycota; Leotiomycetes; Helotiales; Helotiaceae
Product: MFS general substrate transporter
Exons: 3
Coding region: 1-1914 (637 amino acids)
Biological process (GO): basic amino acid transport; transmembrane transport
Cellular component (GO): fungal-type vacuole membrane
Molecular function (GO): basic amino acid transmembrane transporter activity
Source: RefSeq, a predicted model, not a curated record